This is a messenger RNA of Schistosoma rodhaini, 1903 nucleotides long. NCBI's taxonomy places the organism in Eukaryota, Metazoa, Platyhelminthes, Trematoda, Strigeidida, Schistosomatidae. The record is from the annotation of a GenBank genome assembly.
CUGUCCUUUUUAAAUAGCGCGCGCAUCUGACCGGGCAUUAGAGCUCACUAAGAAAGUACUAACCAUUUAUCUUUUAUCAUAGAGGCAAAAAUCUUCCUGAGAUAGUCCAAGCAACUUCCUUAGAGUAUUUCAAGAGAAAACGUGACAUAUUAUUGAGGAAUAAGGACAUUAAACUGCUAUAAUUUAUUGACUUUUUUAUGUUUUACCUUUAAAUAUACCUAGUUUUUUAUCCGGCUGCACCGGUGAUCCGCUGUUACUAGAUGCAGAGGCCCUUCAAGUGAAAGGUUCCUCUAUUCUGCCCAGAACAAUUUUACUUUGAAUGGCGGCAAAUAGAACUGUGACGGUAAUGGUGUGGUCCAUUUGAGGGGUUGUAUUGACUGCCAUUUUAGUAAUAUAUCAGCUUACACGUUCGUCCCAUCUCGCUCUCGCUAACAAAUCAGCUGGUCUUUCAUGAUGAAAAAAUUCAACAGGAAGGAUUUCAAACAGUGUGAACUAAAGCCAGUCGAAAAAGAAUUGUCGAAACCUUUGCCAGGAGUCCCCAUUCAUUUUAACUAUGGCGUGUUUUUUGAUGACGGUUACGACUACAUGCAACAUCUCAAAUCUGCUGAUACCAAAGAAGCUUAUGUUAUAUCUGUAAUACCUGAAGAUUGCGCCAGCAAUGCUUCCAGUCAUUCUGACUCAUCUAGAAUACGUGAACCUGAAGUUGAUUACGAUGAGCACAUUAUUAGUGACCUUAAUAUGGAUUCAGAAGCCGAGUCUUUCGACACGGAAAGUGAAUUAGAGGAUAACUUUGUAGAACUUGCAGGUGGCCACAGUGUAAAAUCCUCCGAAAUCGAUAGUGAUAACGCCAAAGAGCCUGGGGACACCAAUUCAUUGAAUGCAAAGGCAACGGAAACAGAUAUUUCAAGGGUUUCUAAAGAUAAAGUUGCACUCAUGGAACGUUUUCUUUACGGUGCCAACGAAAAUUCAGAAGACAUCACAACUUCGAGCUCCGGUCAGUUUACCAAGGAUUACGGAAUCGAUGACUACUCAGAUGACUCAACCUCCUUGAAUAAAGAGUUUGAAAAGUUAAUGUUACGAUUCAAAUCUCGGUCAAGUUGUAGUCAGUCUUUAGUCUCUGGAACAUCGGUGAUGAGCGAAGGCUUGAAAUAUGCUCUUGGUCGUGACAUAGCGAUCGCUAAAAAGGACGUAAAACAAGACCGUACGGAUUUUGAUGAUGAUCUAAAAGCCAUAACAAUUAAAAAAAGCUUCGAAUUAAAUGGAGUGGAUCAACAAGAAGACAGUGGAAGCGAUUCCACAUAUGACGGAGAAAACCUUGAACGAAUGACCAUGUCAUGUUCUAAUAGUAAUUCAAACUUGUAUGUUAUGAAGCAAAACCACCUAACAAUGCCCAGCUUCAGUAAGACGAAAAAGAAGUCAUCCACAAAGGGAGGUUCUCAAAACAACGAUGGCAUUAUUGAAUUUUCAAAACCACUAGACCCUGGGUUACUAGUGAGAGAAAAGGGAGAGUCUAUGGAACAAAAGCGCUUACGUAAAGCCGCUAUCAAGGAACACCGCCAACUGCGACGAAAGAUACGUAAGAUCAACCAGUUAAACUUCCGUCAGGAGAAAGAAAGACAAAUGAAAAACAACAUGCAAACAAUGAUAGUCCACUAGCUAAAGUUACUGUGAUAUUUGAUUGUACAGAAUAAAUCACUAAAAUCACCAUAAAUUUUUAUUUAAAUAUAGUUGCAUAAACCGCAGUCGUGGCUACUCUAUGUAUUUUAAAAUCUGGAAGCGCAAAUCCUCAGCUGCUGUGUCUGUUUAACUCUACAUUUCUGGGAUACUCAAUGACAAAUAAACCUAAUUUUAAUUCAAUUACAGUAGAGGCUGCUCGUAGAUUUAUUUAUUUUAACACAUAAAU